AUGCCGUUUGAAUUGUCAGUCCUUGCGAAAGACGCUAGCAGUGGAACUUUCAACGAAUCUGUGUGGGCGCUUACGACGUAUACUCCGGAUUGGGAAUCUACGAUGGGGACUCAUGAAGUGUUGGUCCCAAAAUCUCUGACCGUAUUUGAUCCGCCCUCAAGUUCAGCUGCAGGGAACGAGCACGACAUCGCUUCGCCGGGUGAGGAGACGAUCGUCCUGGACCUCAUCAAGCUGUAUUUGAGAGGUGUGCCGGUUCAGCAUAGUCAUGUCAUGCUCGAUAACCCGACCAACCGCAGGUGGAGGAUUUGGUGGCAUAUCCCUGAAGACGAGGUCAUCGCCAAAUGGGCUGGACAAGUUCGUGCGGACGGUGUCGCACAUACCCACGAGCCUAAGCCGGAGAACUAUGACGAGUGUCUCACCAUUGUUGGCAGGCUGUUUCCGAAAGAUAAAGAUUGGAGCCAGAUGAACUCCAACUACGUAACCACUUUCCCAACCGAAGUGCCCUGGAUGCAGUGCACGACAGCCAUAUUCCAGGGGAGGGAGUGGUUCUUCCAGAUUCGACCGAUCAAUGCUAGAGCCCAGACCCACCAGGUAGAAGGGUCCUCUGCUAUGCACUGUUUCUCAAUUGAGUUCGAAGGCCGUGCUGUUCCGAAAGAGAGCGGAGACGACCAGAAUCAUUCAGCCAGCGAGCCAGUCAGCGAGUUCGAAAGCGAAGACGGAGAUAUCACAGAUUCAGAUUAG
Messenger RNA from Filobasidium floriforme, 741 nucleotides. RefSeq lists its product as uncharacterized. The coding region runs from base 1 to 741 and encodes 246 amino acids. The transcript is spliced from 2 exons. NCBI's taxonomy places the organism in Eukaryota, Fungi, Basidiomycota, Tremellomycetes, Filobasidiales, Filobasidiaceae. The record is from RefSeq and is a predicted model, not a curated record.